CAGGACUAGACCUACACGGUUCUGUGGAAAUAUUAAUCCAUUGUGCAAGCUCAGGAUAGAGAUUCCCCGGUGAGGUGGUCUCUCUUCGCGAUGCGAAGAUGGCAAGCCUGGUCCCUCCCACAGGCAGAGAAGCGUUCCGCCGCUUCACCCCGGAGUCACUGGCGGAGAUCGAGAGGCUCAUCCAGGAGAGGAAAAGCGAGAAGCAAGUAGAGGGAGCAGAGCCAGAGCCAAAGGCACCUAGCGGUGACCUGGAGGCAGGGAAGAAUCUGCCUAUGAUCUAUGGAGAUGCACCAGAGGACCUGCUCAACACACCCCUAGAGGACAUAGACCCCUUCUACAAAACACAGAAAACGUUCAUUGUAAUUAGCAAAGGAAACACAAUCUACAGGUUCAACGCAGAACCAGCCUGCUACAUUCUCAGCCCAUUUAACCCCGUCAGAAGAGGAGCCAUUAAAAUUCUCAUACAUUCGUUAUUCAGCAUGUUCAUCAUGAUUACCAUUCUCGCCAACUGUGUGUUCAUGACCAUGAGCAACCCUCCUACCUGGAGUAAAACUGUGGAAUAUGUUUUUACUGGUAUAUAUACCUUCGAAGCGACAGUCAAAGUGUUGUCGAGAGGUUUCUGUAUUGGAAGUUUUACAUUCCUUCGUGAUCCAUGGAAUUGGCUGGAUUUCAUGGUGAUCAGCAUGGCGUACAUCACAGAGUUUGUUGAUCUUGGCAAUGUGUCAGCACUUAGGACCUUCCGUGUACUCAGAGCUCUUAAAACAAUCACUGUUAUUCCUGGUCUGAAGACUAUUGUCGGAGCUCUGAUCCAGUCGGUUAAGAAGAUGGUGGACGUGAUGAUUCUCACCGUCUUUGCCCUUGCUGUAUUCGCCCUCAUUGGCCUGCAGCUGUUUAUGGGAAACCUGCGCCAUAAGUGCAUACGGUGGCCCAUCUCCAACAGCACCAUGGACGAGUUCAACUCCACCCUGGCCUACAACACCACCUUUGUCAACAGCACUUUUGACUUCAAAGCCUACACUGAAAAUGAAGAAAACCAGUACUUUCUUGAUGGCAGCCUGGAUGCCUUACUAUGUGGCAACAGUUCUGAUGCUGGAAAGUGCCCAGAAGGUUACACUUGUAUGAAAGCUGGGAGGAACCCAAACUACGGCUACACCAGCUACGACUCCUUCGGCUGGGCCUUUCUUGCCCUCUUUAGGCUCAUGACGCAGGACUACUGGGAGAAUCUCUUUCAGCUGACUCUGCGUGCCGCUGGGAAGACCUACAUGAUCUUCUUUGUGGUGGUCAUAUUCCUGGGAUCCUUCUACCUCAUCAACCUGAUCCUGGCUGUAGUUGCCAUGGCAUAUGAUGAACAGAACGAGGCCACGCAGGCUGAGGCCCGUGAGAAAGAGGAAGAGUUUCAGAGACUGAUGGAGCAACUCAAGAACCAAGAGCAACAGUUGCAAGCUGAUAGUAAGGCGUCUUUGGCCAGUCUGACAAAUCAAAGCCAGGGGUCAGAAAUGGCAGACGAUGGGGAUGAUGUCAUAAAGGACUGCAAUGGCAGGGUCAUCCCCCGUCUGAUCGUCAGAGCUCCGUCUAUGAAAGCGCCAGCACCAGAAGAGGAAAUGAUGGACGAUAAGUCCAUGUCUUCCAAACAUAGCAUGAUGUACCUGGAACAGCCCGGACUGGCCAAAAAAGCAGCCAGCCAGCUCAGUGUGCUGACCAAUGCUAUGGAAGAGCUGGAGGAGGCCCAGAGGCCUUGUCCUCCAGGCUGGUAUAAGUUUGCAGAUACCUUCUUGAAGUGGGACUGUUGUGCACCCUGGAUCUUCUUCAAGAAAUGGGUUAAUUUUGUGGUAAUGGAUCCUUUCGUGGACCUGGGCAUCACUAUUUGCAUUGUGCUGAAUACGCUGUUCAUGGCUAUGGAACACUAUCCCAUGAGUCAUGACUUUGAACAUGUGCUCAGCGUCGGGAACUUGGUGUUCACCGGCAUCUUUACCGCUGAAAUGGUGUUUAAGCUCAUUGCCAUGGACCCCUACUACUACUUCCAAGUGGGCUGGAACAUCUUCGACAGCAUCAUCGUCACUCUCAGUCUAGUGGAGUUGGGGCUGGCUAAUGUGCAGGGCCUGUCUGUCCUCAGGUCCUUCCGUUUGCUGCGUGUCUUCAAGCUGGCCAAAUCCUGGCCCACACUCAACAUGCUGAUCAAGAUCAUCGGCAACUCAGUGGGAGCUCUGGGGAACCUGACUCUGGUGUUGGCGAUCAUCGUCUUCAUCUUUGCCGUGGUGGGCAUGCAGCUGUUCGGCAAGAGCUACAAGGACUGUGUGUGUAAGAUCGCACAGGACUGUGAGUUGCCCCGCUGGCACAUGAAUGACUUCUUCCACUCGUUCCUCAUUGUCUUCCGUAUCCUGUGUGGGGAGUGGAUCGAGACCAUGUGGGACUGCAUGGAGGUGGCCGGUGCAGGGAUGUGCCUGGUGGUCUUCAUGAUGGUCAUGGUCAUAGGAAACCUGGUGGUGCUGAACCUGUUCCUUGCUUUGCUGCUCAGCUCGUUCAGUGGGGACAAUCUCGCAGCAGGUGAUGACGACGGGGAGAUGAACAACCUUCAGAUCGCCAUCGGCCGCAUCACUAGGGGCAUAGACUGGGUCAAGGCCUUCUUUGUUGGCCUUGUCCGCCGGAUCCUGGGCAGAAAACCUGCUGAUGAUGACGGGGGAGGAGGACAAGGAGGUGAUGGGGACAAAAAGGAUACUCUUGCCUUAAACCACCUUGAUGGAGGGAAGAUGGCAGAUGGUUUGACCAACUGUCUGGAGUCUCCAACGCUGAACGUGCCCAUUGCCAAGGGGGAGUCUGAUGUUGAAGAUGACGAAGAGUCAGAGGAUUCGUCAGAUGAGGGGACCAAGAGCGAAAAGAAGGGUGGUCUCAAUGAUGAAGAAUCUUCAAUGUGCAGCACAGUAGACUACAGGCCUCCAGAGCCCCCACCUGAGGAAGAAGAGGAGGAGGAGCCAGAGCCUGAUGAUCCAGAGGCCUGUUUUACUGAAAACUGCGUGAGGCGAUGUCCAUGUCUAAAUGUGGACAUCACGCAGGGCAAGGGAAAGAGUUGGUGGAAUCUGCGCAGAACCUGCUACACCAUUGUGGAGCACGACUACUUUGAGACCUUCAUCAUCUUCAUGAUUCUCCUCAGCAGUGGAGCACUGGCCUUUGAGGACAUUUAUAUUGAGCGCCGGAGGGUGAUCAAGAUCAUCUUGGAGUAUGCCGAUAAAGUCUUCACAUAUAUUUUCAUAGUAGAGAUGUUGCUGAAGUGGGUUGCAUACGGCUUUAAGACUUACUUCACCAAUGCCUGGUGUUGGCUGGAUUUUCUUAUUGUUGAUGUGUCACUUAUCAGUUUAACAGCCAAUCUGUUGGGCUAUUCUGAGCUGGGACCAAUCAAAUCACUCAGAACUCUCAGGGCUCUUCGACCUCUACGUGCUCUGUCCAGAUUUGAAGGAAUGAGGGUGGUGGUGAACGCGUUGGUGGGUGCCAUUCCUUCCAUCAUGAACGUGCUGCUGGUGUGUCUAAUCUUCUGGCUCAUCUUCAGCAUCAUGGGGGUGAAUCUUUUUGCUGGAAAGUUCUACCGCUGCAUUAACACCACCACAGAUGAGCUUUUCCCCAUCGAGGAAGUGAACAACAAGAGCGACUGCAUGGAACUAAUGUCCACCAAUGAGGCACGCUGGGUCAAUGUCAAGGUCAACUACGACAAUGUGGGACUGGGCUACCUCUCCCUGCUGCAAGUGGCUACAUUCAAAGGCUGGAUGGACAUCAUGUAUGCUGCAGUGGAUUCCAGAGAGGUAGAGGAGCAGCCGUCAUAUGAGAUCAACAUCUACAUGUACCUGUACUUUGUCAUCUUCAUCAUAUUUGGCUCCUUCUUCACUCUCAACCUCUUCAUUGGUGUCAUCAUUGACAACUUCAAUCAGCAAAAGCAAAAGUUUGGAGGAGAAGAUCUCUUCAUGACAGAGGAACAGAAAAAGUACUACAACGCCAUGAAGAAGCUGGGUUCCAAGAAGCCAGUCAAGCCCAUACCGCGCCCUUCGAAUAUGAUCCAGGGCAUAGUUUUUGAUUUCAUCACCCAACAGUUCUUUGAUAUCUUCAUUAUGGUGCUCAUUUGCCUCAACAUGGUGACCAUGAUGGUGGAGACAGAUGACCAGAGUCAAGAGAAAGAGGAUGUUCUUUACCAGAUCAACCUAAUUUUCAUUGUUGUCUUCACUGGGGAGUGUGUGCUUAAGAUGUUUGCGCUCAGACAAUACUUCUUCACUGUCGGAUGGAAUGUCUUUGAUUUCAUCGUUGUCAUCCUUUCUAUAGCUGGUCUCAUGCUGUCGGACAUAAUUGAGAAGUACUUUGUGUCCCCCACUCUAUUCCGUGUCAUCCGCUUGGCCAGGAUCGGUCGUGUGCUCCGUCUCAUCAGAGGAGCGAAGGGCAUUAGGACGCUUUUAUUUGCCCUGAUGAUGUCACUGCCCGCCCUUUUCAAUAUCGGCCUACUUCUGUUCCUGAUCAUGUUCAUCUUCUCCAUUUUUGGAAUGUCUAAUUUUGCCUAUGUGAAAAAGCAGGCUGGCAUUGAUGACAUUUUUAACUUUGAGACCUUUGGAAAUAGCAUCAUCUGCCUGUUUGAGAUCACUACUUCAGCUGGUUGGGACGGGCUUCUGCUCCCCAUGCUCAACAGCGGUCCUCCUGACUGUGACCCUGACGUUGAAAACCCUGGAUCAGAUGUGAGGGGAAACUGUGGGAAUCCAGGCAUGGGUAUUAUGUUCUUUUGCAGUUACAUUAUCAUGUCCUUCUUAGUGGUGGUGAACAUGUACAUUGCCAUCAUCCUGGAGAACUUCAACGUGGCCCAAGAGGAGAGUAGCGACCCACUGUGUGAGGAGGACUUUGAGAUGUUUGACGAGACUUGGGAGAAGUUUGAUGUCGAAGGCACACAAUUUCUGGACUAUGACCGUGUGUUCGACUUCGUCGAUGCACUGCAGGAACCUUUGCGUAUUCCCAAACCCAACAGACUCAGACUGGUCAGCAUGGAUCUGCCUGUUGUAACGGGAGACAAAAUCCACUGCCUGGACAUUCUGCUGGCGGUCACUCAAGAGGUCCUGGGUGACACCACUGAGAUGGCAGCCAUGAGGGUGAGUAUCGAGGCCAAGUUCAUGAUGAACAACCCCAGUCCUGCCUCCUUUGAGCCCAUCACCACCACUUUGAAGAGGAAAGAGGAAGAACGGGCAGCCACAGUGAUACAGAGAUCGUACCGCAAACAUCUCCUCAAACGCUCCAUCCGGCAUGCCAGCUUCAUGCGCCGGUCCAGGAGGAAGAAGGUGAGGCGGCAGGAGGACGAGGAACCGCCAGAAACGGAAGGCCUGAUAGCGUGCAAGAUGAACGCCCUUUACGGCAGCAACCCAGAGCUGGCUAUGGCUCUGGAGCUUCAGGCCAGACCUAUGCGAUCCAACCCCACUUCAUCAAGGCUGAUGGUCCCAGUGACCUACCGCCGACCACAAGGCCGAAUGAUGGUAGUCCCGGUAGAGGUCACAAAUGAGGUAGUUCUCCGUUCUGCACCCACAGCCAGACGGGACCUCUCAAGCUCAGAGGCGGCAGCACUGAGGGAAUCAAUAGUAUAGUGGGCAGACAAUGCUCAUUUGUCAGUUCCUUUUAAGAGGAAAGUGAAGAAGUGUUCAAACGGAGCAUCACCUGCACAAACAUAACAACCCUGAUGCUCCCAAAAAGCACUGUGUUUGAUGGGUUUGCACAUUUCUGUUAAGGAGUUGCUGAGGUUUAAAAACAAUGAAACAGUGUUCUGUGGUGUCUGGGAUUGACGUUUUAUCACUUUUUCAAUGUCUGUUUUUGGAGCAGAUCCGUCUUCUCGUUUGUCACCCUGUUCCUUGCUCAAAACUCAAACUGUUGUCCUUUGGCAGAUUUUGGAUUCACCAGACCAGUGCUUUCUUUUUUCCCUCUCCUAAGAUUCACAGGAUUUUUUGUAUAUCUAAGAUCACUUUCCAAAGAGACCCUUUUUUCGAUACUACCAUAAAAGUUUCUCAUUAUUUUUACCCAAAUUCCCUACCAAUGUAUUCUUCUUCACUUUUAAGCUGCUGUAACUAGUCUCCUCAAUUUGUCUUGAGGCCUCACUUUGCUUUGCACUAUUUAUAAAUCCCCAGUUUGUGGCCUGCCAGUUUACAGCAGGGAGAUGGAAUGAGUCGAGCAGACACUGAUCAAUUUCACGGGAGGCACGGAGUCACAUUGGGCAGUAUGUGCAACUGCGUAAGGCAUACAUAAACAGUACAUUACCUCUACCUAGAGCAUUUAAUAGGAGAGGUAUGGCCUUAGUAGUGCUGUUUUAGUUCACAGUUGGUAGUAGUACUCGAUAUACGGUCGUCUUUCAUUGCAUGUAGUCAUACUUUUUAUGUAUGCUUCAUGAAGUUGCACUUCAUGUGCACUGUGACCAAAUUUAUGUCAAAUGUCCAGGUUAUCUAUGUACUUACAGGGGUUUAUAGCAACAAAAUAAAGUAGAUUUUGUAAAUACAUUUUCAAGCAUGCUUGCUAGACUUUUGCCUACAAACAGAAUUAAUAAUGUAAUUAAAGCACCAUAAUGUGAAGUUAUCAUGAAAAAUGUUUCAUCAAGCCUCAAUGUUUGCCCAGUAUUAUAUCAGGUAUCUGUCAUAUAUACUAAAUAAAUAAUAAAUAACCACUGCAAUAAGAUGGGUUAGGGUAUAUUCAGUAUCUUCUCCUUAAACCGCCUCAAAUUAUAUCAAUUGUGGACUGAGACUGUGAUGUUAUUUUGCAAUUUAUGUUUACAGUUUUCAUCUGUAGUGCAUUCUUCAUAUAAAAGUGAUGUUAUAAUAUUCUGUUUAAUUCACUGCCUGCUGUCCACAUGUUAUCAGUCAUAAAGGAGCAGAUAGCUUGCGCGUGAAUUUGAAUGCUGUAGACAUGGCUGGAAGGUUUCACUGUUUAACCGUCGAAUAGCAUUUUCCGUAAUGCUGUUUUUGAAGGCUGCCUACAUGGGGGCUUUAUAACACAUGCAUUCAGUUUAAAUAACAUAUAAAGCAACACUUGAAUAUUUAUAAACAGCUUCCAAAUAAUGGGCCGAGGUAAGAAUGCUUUGUAUCAGUUCUCUGUAUUUCUACUUGAAUAUAAGUACAGAAAUACAGUUAAGGAGCCCUUUUCAAAAUAAUAAUUAUUAAAAAAAACUCAAAAUAACUAAUAACUCAGUUUGUUUACUUUGAAGCUCAAGAAAUUUUCAAAGGAAGUCAUUUUCUACUUUUUUUUACUUUUUGAUAGAAAUAGAGACAUGGAUCUUUUACUGGAGUAAUAUUGGAUUUUAUAUUUAAGAGUAUUUUUGUUUUUACUCAAGGACAUGAUUUUCAUACAUACGAGGAAAGAUGUCUGAAAAUUAUUACUUCCAUAGACCUGAUAUAUGGUAUUCUGUAGGAUUUCCUUGGUUAAAACUGAGAGUAGUGUUAUUGAGGUCACAGGAGUUUUUUUCUGACCAUGUCAAAUUUCUUUAUGGCAUUUGGCUGAUGCUCUGAUCCAGAGCAAUUUACAAUUUGAUCAUUUUACACAGGUAGACCAAGUGUUAGGAGUCUUGCCCAAGGACUCUUAUUGGAAUAGUGUAGGGUGCUUACCCAGGUGGGGAUUGAACCCCAGUCUACUGCGUAGACAGCAGAGGUGUUAACCACCACACUAUCCCAACCUUUACAUAUUGACGUCACAUGCACAGAGUCAAAAACUAGGUUUAGCUCUAUGUUUAGGUCUCAAAUGAAUGAAUGAAUGAAUUCAGAACCACUGGCCAACUGUGCACACUGUGAAAUUAGA
Messenger RNA from Pygocentrus nattereri (red-bellied piranha), 7785 nucleotides. It is a transcript of the gene scn4aa, whose product is annotated as sodium channel, voltage-gated, type IV, alpha, a. The transcript is spliced from 26 exons. NCBI's taxonomy places the organism in Eukaryota, Metazoa, Chordata, Actinopteri, Characiformes, Serrasalmidae. Gene Ontology annotation, molecular function: protein binding; voltage-gated sodium channel activity. Gene Ontology annotation, biological process: membrane depolarization during action potential; sodium ion transmembrane transport; neuronal action potential. The record is from RefSeq and is a predicted model, not a curated record. Gene Ontology annotation, cellular component: axon; plasma membrane; voltage-gated sodium channel complex. The coding region runs from base 99 to 5597 and encodes 1832 amino acids.